Messenger RNA from Miniopterus natalensis, 5640 nucleotides. NCBI's taxonomy places the organism in Eukaryota, Metazoa, Chordata, Mammalia, Chiroptera, Miniopteridae. The record is from RefSeq and is a predicted model, not a curated record.
AAAUGGAAUCUCUUUAUUGUUUGAUUUGUAUUUCCCAGAUUACCCAGGUUAAAUGUCUUAUUCAUGUAGAAGCCCAGUGUGUGAGGCUAAAUUAGACAGAGUUGUUCUGUUCUGGGGUGGAGUAAUGGUUCAUAUUUAAGAUUUCUAAGCUAUUGCAUUUAUUGUUUUAGUAUCUUUGGAUGAUGUAUAUGUUCCUAAAUAUUGAACGUAUUUUUAAGUAAAUGAGUUUGUAUUAAAUCUCUUUUGUAGCAUAUUUUGGUAGUUGUGGACUGUGAUUUUAGCAUUAUCUCUUCCCAUCCCUUUAUAUUCAUUAACUGGGAGUUCACUUUAACAGCAGGUGUGAAAACCCAGCCAUGAGGCUGAGGACUGGAACAGACAUCUGAGUCCUAAGGACAGGAAUCCUCCAACUCGCCGGGCAUGCUCCUGAUUUAGCACCUUUCCUGACUGUUCCCUCUGCCUGAAACGCUCCUCACCCAGAAACGCACGUGGCUCACUCCCGCAUCUGCAGGUUGUCUCCAGGUCUCGCCUUCUCCGUGGCGGUUUUUCCGACUUUGCACCGUGUAAUGUGUGCCAGUCCAGCAGCCACUCCUACAUCUUUUCCUGCUCUGUUUCCUUCAUAGUGCUUACCACUGAAUAACUGUCUUUGAGACCUGGAGAGCCCAGGAGUUUCCAUGCUGUGCUGCCAGCCAAGCUCUGGAUGCACCUGGCCGUGGUGGCCUGUGGUGAUCGGGUGGAGGAGACGCUGGUUAUGCUAAAGUCAGCCGUGCUCUUUAGCCACAGGAAGAUGCAGUUUCACAUUUUCACAGAAGAAUCUCUGAAGCCCGAGUUCGAUAAGCAGUUACGACAGUGGCCUGACUCAUAUACAAAGAAGUUUGUGCACAGAAUCUACCCCAUCACAUUUUCAGUUGGAAGCCCUCAGGAAUGGAAGAAAUUAUUCAAACCCUGUGCUGCCCAGAGACUCUUUCUUCCGGUGAUUUUAAAGGAUGUGGACUCACUUCUCUACGUGGACACUGACGUUCUCUUUCUGAGGCCUGUUGAUGACAUCUGGAAGCUUCUGAGGCAGUUUAAUUCCACCCAGCUUGCAGCCAUGGCCCCAGAGCAUGAAAUCCCCAAGAUUGGCUGGUACAGCCGCUUUGCUCAACACCCUUUCUAUGGCUCUGCAGGAGUUAAUUCAGGAGUCAUGCUAAUGAAUUUAACUCGUAUAAGAAGUGCCCAGUUCAAGAACAGCAUGAUCCCAACAGGUUUAGCUUGGGAGGACAUGUUGCACCCUCUGUACCAGAAGUACAAGAAUGCCAUCACGUGGGGAGACCAAGAUUUAUUAAAUAUUAUUUUUUACUUCAACCCAGAGCGUCUCUAUGUGUUCCCCUGCCAGUGGAACUACCGUCCUGAUCACUGCAUGUAUGGGAGCAACUGCAAAGGGGCUGAACUUGAGGGUGUGUCUGUUCUGCACGGGAACCGAGGCGUCUACCACGAUGACAAGCAGCCCACUUUCAAAGCGCUGUAUGAGGCCGUGCGGGAUUUUCCCUUUCAAGACAAUCUCUUUCAAUCCAUGUAUUACCCUCUUCAGUUGAAGUUUUUAGAAACUGUGCACACUUUAUGUGGACGAAUCCCACAAGUUUUUCUGAAGCAAAUUGAGAAAACAAUGAAAAGGGCUUAUGAGAAGCAUGUCAUCAUCCAUGUUGGCCCCAACCACAUGCACUGAAUAUUUCACCUUGUUGCAAGUCAAUUAGGUAUCUCAUGAAUGGUCAUCUUUAAUCUUCCUGGGAAUUUUCUGUGUAACUAUUUAAUGAUGCUGCAUGACAAUUGAGUUUUAAAAGCCUUGUAAAAUGUUGCUAAAUUGGUUGCCCCUAUAAAGAAAUAUGCUUUUCCCCCCUAAAAUGCUAUUUAUCUGUCUGUUUAAAAAAAAAAAAAUGUUAUUACUCACUUAGCAUUGUUCAUGUUGAGCUAGCUGUGAAAAGGAACCUUUGUCAGACUUUCAAUUCCUGUUAAGCAUCUGAAGCAGUGUAUUUAUUUUUGUAUUCCUGCAACUCUUUCUAUGUAAUUGGCUCUUCCUCACCUUUGUAAUCAAAAUAAUACAUGCUUAUGGUAAAACAAAUUUUUAAAACUUGUAAAGAAUAUAGUUUAGUGAACCAAAAUCAAGGUUAGAUUAGCCAUAAUCCUACCAACCAGUGAAAAAGAUUGUUAUUUUAAUGUAGUUCCUUCCAAUUCCCUCUUACCCUCCCCCCCCCAUUUCUAUAUUUACUUGCUGGUUAUCUUUCCCAUUGUAUCACAUAUCUAAAACAGGUAGUCUGAGUAAAAGCUGGACCCUAUGCUGAGAUUUUUAUGUAAGAGACUAAAAUUUACAGCACUUAAUUUAAAAUACAUCUAGGACAAGCAUUCAGACUUCAGCUAUCUGGGCAGUGUUAAAGAAUGAAGCAUAUCUUUUGGUGCUUUUCUAAGAAAACUUAUUUAGAUUUGUGGAAGAUUAAAUCAUAAGAAGCUAUGCAACCACAGCUUUUAAGAAGAAAUUGAGUAAUUGUGUUAAACCUAAAGAAUUUGUUUAGCAAAGAGAUAGAAUUUUGUGUUUGCCCUUAGACAAGAACAUUUUAUCUCAUAUCAUCAGCAGGUGUGUCCUCCUCUCUUCUUUAAACUUUUGGUCAACUUUGAAUUUAAUCUGUACAACAUAAAUAGUUCAUCUGAUUCAUUGAUAAGGAAAUUAGACUUCCUACCAGACUUAGAAAGGUCUCUUUAACUUUUUUUCCCUUUUCUAGGGUUACCCAGCUUUUAGCCAAGAAACCAGGCAGGUCUUAUCACCUAGCGAUAGUAUAGGAAGUCCUAUAUUCUAUUCCCCAAAGAGAUUUGACUUAAUCCCUACUUAUUCAUGUAGCUGGUAUCAGCAUAAUUGUGUUUUGCAUAAUGCUGUAUUUAUCUAAUAAAUAAAUCUUGUGCAUAAAUGAUCUCCUGAUGUAUGCAACAGCCCUGUGAAUUUUGUAGGGACCUGUAUUGUCUCCACUGGCAAAUAAGUAAACUGUAGCAUUCUGUUUUACAGAGAAAUAUUUGGAAACAAAAAUAUUAAAUGCUUUCCAUUAUAUAUAAACAGCAAUUUGAAAGUAUAAAAUUAAAAAUAUUAUUUUAAUAUAACAUAGUAUUUUAUAUGUGAGAAUCCAGUGGGACAUCAUAGGUUCUAUAAUCAGGAGAAAAAAGUUUUGCCCUAUAAAAACAUAUUAAAAUCUCAGCACUCCAAAGAAAUACAUAGAUAUUAAUCAAUAUUGGUGUGCAGCACCAUUAUGAUGGUAACAAAUUAAAUCCAAAUUGUAGGAGUAAUAACCCAUAUUUUCUCUUUGAUCAGUUGGAUGGCUUGUGGUUUAUUAUUUCUGUUAACGAAACUACCAUUAUGUUGUGAAACUUUUAUCUUUGUUGUUAUAUUUUAUGUUUUCUCAUUUUACCACUAAAGCUGGCAUCAUUCAUCAUUUUAUAGCUAAAGAAUAAGGGUCAAUUUUUGACUUGUCUUUGGAGGGGGGAAAAAGCCAGGAUGUGAACAUGAUUCCCUGACUUCCGUUCCAGUUUUCUUUGUAUUUGUUCAGCAUGGCCAAUAAGACCCACAAAUCUCACUCAUAUUUGUUGGUGGCUCACAGAUCUAAAGAAGUUCAUUUCUUCUUUUGUUGAGUCCCACAAAAUAAUCUGCUAAAAAGACUUUGAGUACAGCAAUGCCUUUUCUUUUAUAAGAACCAGGUUUACCCAGAACUCUCAACUUUUUGUUCUGGUCUUAACAUGCAGAAUAGAAUUUCCAGCAAAGGUCAAUCAUAGAACUCAAGAACAUUCUAGAAUGAUGCAUUAUGAAAAUGUAAAACCUUAACAUUUGUUUUGGUUUUCUGCCUUGGAAUCCUUUUGCUGUAUCCUGAAAUUUUAGGCAGUUUGGUGGGGAAUUUAGAGAAAAUUUACUCUUCCAACCCCUGCUGCCUGAAGUUCUUAUUUUCUACAGUUAGGAUGUUACCAUGAGAUAGUUAUAUUUUCUGCCUUUGAUAAUUCCCAGAAAACUACUACAUUAGUGCCUUGGAAAUAUAGUAAUUACAAAUUUUAAUUCAGUGGACUCCUAAAACAUGCAGUCUGUGGUCUGAAGUUUGCCAAAGGGUAUGUUGCUUAAUAUGCCACAUUGAAUGUCUACAUGGAAAGGGCAUGAGACUGGUUCUCUUGUCUCCUCCUCUCCUCUCCUGCCCUCUCCUCUCCUCUCUUCUCAUUUCCUUUAAAAUCCUGUUUAGUGAAUAUGACUAUGGAGAAUGAAAAAACACUUUCUAAUAGCAAAAUGUGAGAGUAUUUUUAUACACAUUGAGAUUGAGAUUUUCAUUAGCUGAUAACUAUAAAUGCUGAUAAUACUUUUCUUACUGAGUUUUUUCCAACACAAAUGUCAUAAAUUGUGACUUAUUUUGAAAAUUCCAAUAUUUGAAAAAUUAACUGGCUAGAAAAUCUACUUAAGUUUUCCUUCAACUUCCAAAAUGACAAUUUAGCAUUUAGGGUAUAAUGUUCCAAACUUUACUAUUUAUUUGAGAUUUCUAUUACAUUUUCAAUACUUCCAUUGCAAAUUGUUGUGACUUUUACUGAAUUUUUUAUUGAAAUUAGAAUUUAGACAAACUCAUAGCAAUGUGAGAAUAUUUAUCUUAUUGCAAUUAUGAUUUCAUAAAAUAGACCCUUAUUCACAGCCACAAAAUAGUGAUCCAAUAAUGUAAUAAUCACUUCAACCCACCUUGAAACAAGAUAACAUCAUAAAAAUUUAGGUAAAUGUAUAAAUGUUGCCUGAGAUUUAUACAAAUACAUAAAUUGGAUGUGUUAGAGAAAUCAAAAUGAACAUGAUUCCGUGACCAAAUUCAACAAUAUAUUGAAUUCAGAAAUAUGUUCAACUGCAUGGGAGCACAAAUCAAUAUGUUCUCACUCAAUAGAAUGGUAGGGAAUCUUUCCUAUGUUUUCCUACUUUUUCACCUUCCUCUUUCUCAUUUUGCUUCUCUUGGCAUUAGUGACAGAGUGACAGAGCUUGGGGAUCUUUGUGCAGAUAGGACUAAGUUUAAUCAUUAGAUCAAAUCUUUUUUAAUAAAAACUUUCUAAAAAUUAAAAAUGCACAAAAUACACACACACACACACAAACCAUGUGCCUUUUAAAGAAUGCGAUGGUAUUUGUUGUGGCAUGUGAAUUGAAGACUUACAGUGAAACCUAUGUCAUAUCAUUUCACAAUUGCAGAGCUAGAAUUUAAGGCUGAUGAGGUUACUCUGGCAAAGGAGAAAUUUGUCCUAGUUUUUUUUUCUUCACAGGUCAAACUGGAAAUAUUUUCUUGAGACUUCAGUAUCAAGCUUUGUGCUUGUACCACCCUGUGCAUGAACAUGUAAGAAUCAGAACAUGUAAGAAUGAUCAAUUUUACAUCUUUAUGUUGCUACUGAAAAGUGCACCCAUUGCUUAUAAUUCUCAAGGACACCCUGAAUGCAUUUUUUAUGUUGGAAAGCUUAUGUUUAGUAAUUUUUUGGGGGGAAAAUACAAUAAGAAAAGAAUACUCUAAAGAAAAGGAAUUAUAGCAAAUUAAAAGGAACAUAAGUAUUCUGAUUUAAUUACUGUCUUGUCUUUUUAAAUAUCAUCUACUGCUUUACUUUUUUUUAAUUAAAAACUUUUUAAAAGAU